GCUCUCUUCCCCAGCCGAGUAACCUGGAGAUUUAAAAGCCGCCGGCUGGCGCGCGUGGGGGCAGAAGGAGGCCAGCUCCACCGCGCUGGCCCUGGUGACAGCCGCUCUCCUCCGCCAGAAGCUGGGCUGGGGCUCUCAGACGGGGCAACAAAAGCAACUUUCCUCCAAGCUACUGCCACCUGUUGGGUUUUCACACAUCGGGGGACCUGAGUGACAUGUCCCCACCAGGCGCCCCAUGGCAAGAGGCAGUUAGCAUGGGCUGAGCGGCUGGACCUGCACAGAGGACCAGAGAAAUGGCCUCCUGGCCGAGUCCUAGGCAGCCGGUGGCAGCGAGGAGGAACAGCCCUGGCACCUGGAGCAGGGCUGGGAGGAAGCAGUUCUGGAGAUAGUGACUGUCGGAGCCCUACCCGCCUGGCCCACCAUGGUCCUGAGGCUGUGGGUGAGCCGCCUGCUGCGGCAUCAGAAAUCCCAGCUCCUGCUGGUCAACUUGCUGACCUUCGGCCUGGAGGUAUGUCUGGCUGCGGGCAUCACUUACGCGCCGCCCCUGCUGCUGGAAGUGGGGGUCGAAGAGAAGUUCAUGACCAUGGUGCUGGGCAUUGGUCCAGUGCUGGGCCUGGUCUCGGUGCCACUCCUAGGCUCAGCCAGCGACCACUGGCGUGGGCGCUAUGGUCGCCGGAGGCCCUUCAUCUGGGCACUGUCACUGGGCGUCCUGCUGAGCCUCUUCCUCAUCCCGAGGGCCGGCCGGCUGGCGGGGCUGCUGGGCCCAGACACCAGGCCCCUGGAGCUGGCCCUGCUGAUCCUGGGCGUGGGGCUGCUGGACUUCUGCGGCCAGGUGUGCUUCACCCCACUGGAGGCCCUGCUCUCGGACCUCUUCCGGGACCCAGACCACUGUCGCCAGGCCUUCUCCGUCUAUGCCUUCAUGAUCAGCCUCGGGGGCUGCCUGGGCUACCUCCUGCCUGCCAUUGACUGGGACACCAGUGCCCUGGCCCCCUACCUGGGCACCCAGGAAGAAUGCCUCUUUGGCCUGCUCACCCUCAUCUUCCUCACUUGCAUGGCAGCCACGCUGUUCGUGGCCGAGGAGGCAGCCCUGGGCCCAGCUGAACCAGAGGAAGGGCUGUCGGUCCCCUCCAGGCCUCCCCACUGCUGCCCGUGUCGUGCCCGCCUGGCUUUCCGGAACCUGGGCACUCUGUUUCCCCGGCUGCACCAGCUUUGCUGCCGUGUGCCGCACGCCCUGCGCCGGCUCUUUGUGGCCGAGCUGUGCAGCUGGAUGGCAUUCAUGACCUUCACGCUGUUUUACACGGACUUCGUGGGCGAGGGCCUGUACCAGGGCGUGCCCAGGGCUGAGCCAGGCACCGAGGCCCGGAGACACUACGAUGAAGGAGUCAGGAUGGGCAGCCUGGGGCUGUUCCUGCAGUGUGCCAUCUCCCUGCUCUUCUCCCUGGUCAUGGACCGGCUGGUGCAGCGCUUCGGCACCCGGGCAGUCUACCUGGCCAGCGUGGUGGCUUUCCCUGUGGCUGCUGGUGCCACGUGCCUGUCCCGCAGCGUGGCUGUUGUGACCGCCUCGGCCGCCCUCACCGGGUUCACCUUCUCCGCCCUGCAGAUCCUGCCCUACACACUAGCCUCGCUCUACCACCGGGAGAAGCAGGUGUUCCUGCCCAAGUACCGAGGAGAUGCUGAAGGUGGUGCCAGUGAAGACAGCCUGACGACCAGCUUCCCGCCUGGCCCCAAGGCCAGGUCCCCCUUCCCUAAUGGACAUGUGGGUGCUGGGGGCAGCGGCCUGCUCCCUCCUGCACCUGCUCUCUGCGGGGCCUCUGCCUGCGAUGUGUCCAUGCGUGUGGUGGUGGGCGAGCCACCUGAGGCCAGGGUUGUUCCAGGCAGAGGCAUCUGCCUGGACCUCGCCAUCCUGGAUAGUGCCUUCCUGCUGUCCCAGGUGGCCCCGUCCCUGUUCAUGGGCUCCAUCGUGCAGCUCAGCCAGUCUGUCACUGCCUAUAUGGUGUCAGCUGCAGGCCUGGGGCUGGUUGCCAUUUACUUUGCUACACGGGUAGUAUUUGACAAGAGUGACUUGACCAGAUACUCAGUGUAGAGUAGUUCCUACCCUCUAGGGGGUGGGGGGGCUGCCUCACUGGGUCCCAGCUCCCUGUAUUCCAGGCUCCAUCUGGCUACUGGGCUGGCCUCCCAGAUUCUAUUGCUGCCUAACUGAUGUGGCUCUCUGCUGCCACCCCGUGGUGACAAGGUGCAUAGCUUCACGGUUAGAGUCUGGGACUUCCCUCCCACACCUCUUAAUGGAUUCCCUCCCAGUCUUUAGGGCUGUGGUUGAUUCCAAAUGGGCUGAAGUCUGGACUAAAUACAGGGAGAGAAGGGCAGGGCAUUUGAUUAGCACCAUGCACUGGAACUCAGGACUCUGGCAGAGUUACCCAGGCUCAGCAUUAACAGCUAGUGUCUUGAUCAACGCAUACCAAGGGAAGGUAUUUAGAGAGCUGAGUAACUCAGCCACCAAUUCUCCCUCCUCCGAGCCCCCCAAUCCUGUACGUCCCUCUAAUGUUGCUCUAGUGUGAAACUCUCCACAGGAUUUAAAAGUAAGAAAGUUACUUGGUGGGGGGGCUAAGGUUCCUCAGGGGAGAGGGGCCGCCGCCUGGCCCCGUGGCACCGCCAUCCCACUGAGCUGCCCAGCCCCCGUGUUGUCAGGACAUGGCUUGUUGGCCCCUGUGUCUCCAUCACAGGGACACGGGCCUUUAAAUAUUUAAUUUAUUUAUUUAACUCAAUAAAGGGGCAUCAGUUCCCAGCUCUGCCAUGUCUGGCCUAGGAGGUGAUGUCCCCAGUGACUGGGUCCCAUGACAUGGCUGGGUAUUGGGCUAAGUGUUGUCAGAAUCUCCUUUCCUAGGGGUGAUCUGUCUGGCCCCAACACUGCCUAACCCGGGAGCUUGGAAGCUCUCUUCUCCCCAGCUGAUACACCAACUCCUCUCGCCCACGGCUGGGUAAAGGUGGGGAGUUGGCCUUCAGGUCUCAGCAGCCUCCUGAGACUCGGCUCCUCUCUUGGCUCAGCCUGCCCUCGCCCCCUCCCCUCUGCUCCCUCUAGGACUGGGCUGAUGAAGGAGCCACCCACCCCCACCUUUCUCUGGCUUCAUAGCCUCUGUUUGGGGCUGUUCCAGGACCAGAAGCAGCCGGGGUGGCUCCUCAAACCUUUGUCCGUCUCAUGCCCAGGGCAUAUCUGUGCUUGGGGACUCUCGCACAGAAACUCAGGAGCACCCCUUGCCUAGGCUAAGGAGGUCAUAUCUCUGGGGGGUUUUAAGUGCCGUUUGCAAUAAUGUCAUGUUUUAUUUAUUUAGCGGAGUAAAUAUUUUAUACUGUAUGUGAGCAAUCAGAGUAUAAUGUUUAUGGUGAUGAAAUUAAAGGCUUCUUAUAUGUUUAA
Molecule: messenger RNA, 3409 nt
Organism: Phyllostomus hastatus (greater spear-nosed bat)
Lineage: Eukaryota; Metazoa; Chordata; Mammalia; Chiroptera; Phyllostomidae
Gene: SLC45A3
Product: solute carrier family 45 member 3
Exons: 6
Coding region: 422-2083 (553 amino acids)
Biological process (GO): transmembrane transport
Cellular component (GO): membrane
Molecular function (GO): sucrose:proton symporter activity
Source: RefSeq, a predicted model, not a curated record